Molecule: messenger RNA, 414 nt
Organism: Aspergillus uvarum CBS 121591
Lineage: Eukaryota; Fungi; Ascomycota; Eurotiomycetes; Eurotiales; Aspergillaceae
Product: ribonuclease P Rpr2/Rpp21/SNM1 subunit
Exons: 2
Biological process (GO): tRNA 5'-leader removal
Cellular component (GO): nucleolar ribonuclease P complex
Source: RefSeq, a predicted model, not a curated record
AAGUCCAAAGGCAAGAAAGAUUCUGCAGGAGGUGUCAACAGCCACAUACGCGCGCGCAUUGACUAUCUAUACAAAGCGGCUACUUUCCUGCAAGCCCAAUCCAGCGCUCAUCAUCUACCUCAGCUUUCUCGGAAUUACUUGUCACAAAUGCGCGGCGUAUCUCUGAAAACGCAACUUCGCCUACCGGUUGACAUGAAGAGAUCUUUCUGCAAGCGAUGUGAUACGCUUCUACUUCCUGGAGUAACUUGUACGCGCGAAAUGAGGAAUCCCAGCCGCGGCCGCAGAAAGCCAUGGGCUGAACUCUUGGUCAUUCGUUGCUCUACUUGCGGGACAGAGAAGCGUUUCCCCCAAACAGAGAAGCGCAGCAAGAAGCUGACUGAUCGUCGGCAAGAACAAGGCCAAGAGAAGCAAGAC